Phoenix dactylifera (date palm) is the source of this 1004-nucleotide messenger RNA. NCBI's taxonomy places the organism in Eukaryota, Viridiplantae, Streptophyta, Magnoliopsida, Arecales, Arecaceae. The record is from RefSeq and is a predicted model, not a curated record.
UCAAAGAUUAAAAAAUAGAAAGUUCUGCUUUUACUAAUUUUGGUGAAAUUAUUGCCAAUCUUAUCCAUAUACAAGAUAGAGAUGGAUAUUGACCAUGGUCAUUACUAGAUUUAGUGAAAUAAUAGCAAAUAUUAAACCAUUUCAAAAACAAAAAGGGAUAUUGGUGCAUGUAUAUAAGCAGGAGGAUGCAAUGGGGUCGGCAAGUGGGAUAAUUUAGGGUGACAUUCGCGACACCAUCCUUCUAGCCAAUUUGAAGCCUUUGAUCUCAUCAAGGUUACAAUGAAGAAGGAGGUGCUGAUCGUGGGAGCUGGUCCAUCAGGCCUUGCCACUGCUGCAUGCCUAAACAUGUUUUCCAUUGCAAACAUCAUACUAGAGAAAGAGGAUUGCAGUGCUUCUCUUUGGAGGAGGAGGGCAUAUGAUCGUCUGAAGCUUCACCUUGCCAAGCAAUUUUGUGAGCUGCCGCACAUGCCUUACCCUAGCACGUUUCCAACCUUCAUACCCAAGGAUCAAUUCAUCCAGUACUUGGAUAACUAUCAAGCACGUUUCAAGCCGAAUAUUGUUUAUUGCACUGUUGUUGAUUCCGCUAAUUAUGACAAAUACAAAGGAACAUGGAGCAUAAUGGCUUGGGACAAGGUCACGGGGGAGGUCAAAGAGUACACGGCAAAGUUUCUGGUCGUGGCCACCGGAGAGAACGAUGAAGGGAUGAUACCAGAUAUCCCGGGUUUGAAGACCUUCUCUGGGGAGGUCGUCCACUCUUCUUUUUACAAGUCGGGGGCUGCUUACGCUGGCAAAAAUGUUCUUGUUGUUGGAAGCGGUAACUCAGGCAUGGAGAUUGCUUAUGAUCUCUCAAACUUUGGAGCAAAAACCGCCAUCACCAUCCAAAGCCCGGUAACUAGAUUUACCUUGAAACAUGCUCGACAUUAGUAUUACAAUUAGUUUUAUAGGGGUUUGUAUGUUUUAUAUAAGUAGUUGUAUCCAAUAUUUCAUACUUGCAAAUAUAAUCA